Photinus pyralis (common eastern firefly) is the source of this 2290-nucleotide messenger RNA. Its product is annotated as protein ovarian tumor locus-like. Gene Ontology annotation, biological process: protein deubiquitination. NCBI's taxonomy places the organism in Eukaryota, Metazoa, Arthropoda, Insecta, Coleoptera, Lampyridae. Gene Ontology annotation, molecular function: cysteine-type deubiquitinase activity. The transcript is spliced from 8 exons. The record is from RefSeq and is a predicted model, not a curated record. Bases 170 to 2107 code for a protein of 645 amino acids.
UCGGCGCGUUUUUAUCUGUCUAAGCAGACACAGGCAAAGGCAAAUUUUAAAGGAAAAUACGUAAGUGUAUUUGCCAUGUGCUGGUCUUUUAGUAUCGCUGUCUAUGCUUUGAGUGUUAUUCUUCUCUGAGUAUUCUGUCGAAUCGAAUCGUUGUUGUGAACUUGUAGCAAUGGCCAACAAAUUUAGUAAACGAGGAAAAAAUCCCGGAGCUAUAGAUUCUUGGCUAGAUUCCUUAGGAUUUUACAGGAAGAAUGUUGCCUACGAUGAAACAUGUUUAUUUCGAGCUGUUGCCGAACAGUUGUUUACAUCUCAGUUGUAUCAUGAGAAAGUUAGGAAAGAGUGUAUCAUAUAUGGCAAAAAACAUAUGGAAGAUUUGGGCGCAUACUUCAUCAGCAAACGAGAUUGUUGGAAUCGAUUGAUAAAGUUGGAUCUUCAUAUGCAAAUUUGUUCCGAUGUGGAAAUUCAGUUAAUUUGCAACACUUACAGAAUUAAUAUAUCCGUCCUUAAUGCAAAUGAUCACAGUGUAACCGAAUUUCAAUGUAAUUGUAGUAGCGCAGGUACAGAUACUAUACGACUGUGUAAAAUGAACGAAGACCAUUAUGACUCUGUCUAUACAAAGCAGCAUAUAACUGAUGCAGGAUUUUGCCAAUCAAUCAUGUACAAUUUACUUUAUGAAUCUGUAUUUGAAAUUCCGAAUGUAUCAUCCAUUGUGAAUGCAAUGCUUCAUGAAAAACAGGCAGUGUAUACUGUGUUUAAUUGUGAUAAUGAUGUAUCGGUAAAGGAAGAAUGCUUUGAAGAAGAAGAAGAGGUGGAUUCAGAUGAUAAAUUGGCAUUAGCAAGUGUACCUCAGCCUUGUAUAGUAGCGCCUUUUCCCUUCAAGGUUGCAAAAGCAUUGGAUCCAAAUAUGUAUAGGAAUAUUGAGUAUGAUACAUGGUUGGAAGUUCGCAGAGCUAUGCGCCUGGGAGACUGGUAUUAUGGUGAUGAUAAACUGAUAUUAGGCACUCGUUGCAUUGUUGAUAUAAAUGGUGUGUCGGAACCCUGUUAUAUACAGGAAAUAAAAAAUAAUCAAUGCAUAGUCUACAUCACAACCUUAGCUCAACGCAAGACAGUAAAUUACUCAGAUCUAAAACCUGAAGAUAAUGCUAAGCCAUGGCCUUUGCCUUUUCGUUUUAUAAGGAAGUUACCUCAGGGGUCUACUGAGCUGAUUAAAUAUCAAAGUGAGAUGAGCUUAAAAAAACGCAGGGAUAAGCCUCGUGCUAUUACAAAAACUACAAUGGAUACUGCAAAUGAUACAAAAACAUUGGAUUAUCAGGGUUGUAAUCUUGAAACAAGUGAAGUAAACGCAUCGGAGAGGCAUCUAACUCUAAAGAUAACAAAUAAUUGCAAUAACGCUGGCGUUGAUGAGAAUCAAAAUUGGAACCAGAGCAAUAAUUUAAGGCGAUUGGAGCCCAUAUCUUUGCCGUGGUUGGAACAAUCCACUACAUGUACACCUGAGAAUGGAUUUAGCAGCUUGAAUAAAUCUCCUACCGCCGAGCAAGAAACUACCCAGGGCGACAAUAACUUCUAUUAUAACUACGAGCCAAAUUUACACAUUCAAGUACCUGUAUGGAUUCCACCAUCCUAUACACAACCGUCCGAUCCAGGUGUAAUUUUCAACCAGACCGAAAAUGUGUCACCAAAUUCUGACCGAUGUACGCAGAAUGUUGUUUAUUAUCAAAUGGAUAACCCUUAUACAACACCAUCUGCUUUGUUGACACCGCCAAUUAGUACGCCUUCGCCAACUAUAGUACCACUUAACCCUUUUAUAAAUGAUAGAAUCGUUUGUAGCAACCCAGUAACUCCAACAGUGGAUCCUUACUCCUACAUGUGUCCUGUCCAGCCACAUACUGCACCAGUCUAUUAUUCUUAUCCUUCUCAUCCUCCUACGUAUCCGACAGUUGCGCCGCGUCCUCCGGCCCCAUUACCUUCACCUCUUUCAGUGUACACAUCGCCUGAUGUUCAGUACUUAACCACACCUUACAUAUAUUCUCCUCAAACUCCACCUAUAUCCUGGUUUCCUUCUAAUGUCAGCCCUCAAGGCUUUAUUUUCCCAGCUCCACUUAACUAAGAUAGGUAUAUAGAUAAAUAGAUUUGUAAAUGCUCAAUCUUACAAUUGUUAUACAAGUUAGUUCCAACUCAAAUGUAAUAAGUACAUCUUUUUUUUGUGUAUAUUUUAUAUUAAGAUAUAUAUUUAAAAAAACACGGGUAACAUAUUUUUGUUUUGUAUUCAGAAUAGGAGUUUAGUUGUUUU